This is a messenger RNA of Bipolaris zeicola 26-R-13, 336 nucleotides long. RefSeq lists its product as uncharacterized. NCBI's taxonomy places the organism in Eukaryota, Fungi, Ascomycota, Dothideomycetes, Pleosporales, Pleosporaceae. The annotation marks the transcript as partial. The transcript has a single exon. The record is from RefSeq and is a predicted model, not a curated record.
AAAGAUGGGAAGCAGAACCCGUACUAUGUGACGCUCUCCCAUUGUUGGGGUAAAGUUCCCUCACCCAAACACUUGGAGGCCAGAUUAACCUCGGAGAACAUCGAACAACGGAAACUAGGCAUGGAGCUGGACGAACUACCAAAGACUUUCCAACAGGCAAUUCAGUUCGCCGCACGACUCCCAAAUGUGGGCUAUAUUUGGAUAGAUACUCUCUGUAUCAAGCAGGGGGAUGAAGAAGAUUGGUUGCACCAAUCCGCACGCAUGGAUCAGGUGUACAAAAAGGCAUUUUUGAACAUUUCUGCGACAGCUGCAUCCAACGGUGAAGAGGGGAUCUUC